CAAUGUACAAGUGAAUAUUUUUAAACCUGUAGAAAGAAAAGUUAUUUUAAGACAAAUAAAGAAAACUAUAAGUUUUAUAGUUUAACCAAUAAAAGAAAAGAAGAGCUUAACAAAAAACCUAAAAUAGAGAUUGUUUUAAACCAAAUUUCUACGGUCACAAACACACCACCCAAUAAAAACAUACAAUAAUACAACCACUUCAACCCAGCCAGCCAGCAGCAGCAGCACCUACCCCACCAUCAGCACAACCUACUACCUUCAAAAUACCUUUUAUGGAAGAUAUACCCGGUCGUAUAAUUAUUACUCAUCAUACACUUGUGUUUAUUGUGUUUUUUUUUUAUAAACAAAAGAGAUAAGAAUAACAAAAAUUGAAUAUAAAACAUUAAUAAUAUGCAGAAUAAGAUUUUUCGCUAAAAUUAGCAAUAAUUAUUGUUAAACAAUAUAUUGAACAGCUACUAACUGUUUUAUAAAUAAUAUAUGUUUUAAAGUUGAAGCAAGAAGAAAAAUAAGAAAUUUACGAAUAAAAAAUGUCGGACUUUGUGACACAAGAUAUUGUACACGAACUAUGGAAUGAAAUUGUUAAAAGACAUUGGGCCUAUUUCGAUACCGAAGAAAGUAUAGUAAAGUUAGAGAAACGUAAACAAUUAGAAGAUUGCCUAAAGGAAUUCCUAUGCAUAGUGCAACAUGAUCGUAAAUUCUUUUUACCCGAAACAGCAAAAGUAUUAAAGAAUUCCAUAAGAGAUUUAGAGGAUUUCAGUGCCCAAAAAGCCAUAACGGCGUUCGAGUCGAUAAGUCAAUAUGCAAAUAAUUUAUUUACAAAACCAUGGCGUAAAGAAUUUCGUAUUUUAAAGAUGUAUUCGGGUUUCUAUCAACAUGAAAUCAAAUCGAAUUUAUUAGAUGCUGAAAAACUAUUUGAAGCCAUGGGCUAUCGCCGUUUAUCGGAUGACACCCUUAUCUUGGAUGGACCCAUUUGUCCCGAUCAAGUUACAAAUGUUUCUCGUGACGCUAUGACGGCUUAUGUUGAAUUGCAAAUUAUAAAACACAUUUAUACAGGUCUAGAUACUAUAGGAAUUAAUUGUUCCUGGCUGGACAUUUUUCGUUAUCGUGAAAAAUAUACGGGUGGAGCUUCACAAGCUGUAAAAGCUCUAGCUUAUUCAGUUGAAGAAAAACGUUUUCGUUCUAGACAGAAAGCUUUGGCCGGUGAUAAUUAUGGUUAUAUCGAUGUACAACCGUCAUCGAAUUAUUUCACCUCCACAAAUACACAAUUUUGUCCAGCUCAAUGUCAGUGCAAUCUUUAUCAACAGCAACCACCAGUCUCCAGACAUCGACCAAUGCCUCAGCCAAAUGGCAUGUGUUGUGUACCUGAACAUCAUCAACAGCAACAACAAUCUUCAAGAACUACAUCAAAUUUAGUUUAUAGUAACAUGGCCUAUCCCCCUCAACAUCACUACCAACACAAUCAUCAUCAUGGAGGUAUUUUAAACGAUAGUGGAGGUGUACCUAUGUCACAGAUGUCCCACUCAAGAAGUUUAGAACACUACUCUGAACCAGCCAGUCAUCAUCAUAACAUUUUGCCACAUCGUCAUUCAUUCGAUCAUCAACAACAAGGUUGCACAGGACAACAUCACCAGCAACAGCCACACCAACCACAUCAUUACUAUCAGCAUCUUAAUCAGCAGCAACAACAUUUAUAUGAAACACCUUACGAUUGUAUUGAUGGCAAUUCGAUGGGUGGUGGUAGUAGCACCAUUUCAUAUGCUGCUGUUACCGCUAAUGCUGUAGCUGGAACAGCUACAUCGGGUGUUGUAAGUGGCGGUGGCAGUAAUUGCAAUCUUAACUCCAACUCAACGUAUUCUCAUCCUUAUAAUGUUUCCGGUAAUCGUUUUCCCUUGCCACUAAAUAUUUCAAAUCAAUUAUCAGCUUAUGAUAAUAUUCAAUCCUCCAACUAUGUGGGUCCUCAAGAACCAACGUAUGCCCACAUUGCAGAUCAACACAUGUAUUCCUCAGUCUCGAAAUUACCCCAGAAUUGUAUGUUAAAUUCAGCCGGUUACAAUCAAACGAACCAUAUUCAUGGCGUGCAAAAUCCUUCCUUAGCCAAAGAAUCCCUUCAAAGACAGCGUUCUUAUCAGCCUGAACAACUAAUUAAUUUCGAAGAUCCUUCAAUAAUGCCACCAACCACACCACAACAAUUUGAUCCGCUCAAUCCAUAUCGCCAUGGUUAUGAAUCAUCCAAUCAUAUAAUGGAUAAACGUUACAAUAUGGGCAAUAUUAUGGAAAGUCCCCUUGUUCCGCCUGCCGCUUCGUCUUGCCAGCAGCAACAGCAUUAUGCUACCACCUGCAAACCCACUGUUAUAAAUGACGAUUUUUAUGUGUAUGCUAAACCAACGCCAAGGGAAAAUCGCAAACCUCUACAGAAUGCAAUGAAUGUACGAAAAUCUUCAUACAACUCGGCAGAUCGGGGCGACACAACAGAUAUAAGUUAUGAGUCAGCUAACGAUGAUUUCAUGAAUUUGCCGCCACAAGAGAACGAACGCAGUCACUUGCGUUCUCCUACACAAUUUACAAAGAAUCAAGACGGUGUAGGUUCGUUUGAGUCAUGGAAUUAUGUUUUUCAAAAUUUAGAAAGAUCAGGCUACUCAAAAGAUCUGGGUGAACGGGAAGACUUUUUAGUUAAAUCUUUAGAUUUGGACUCGCUUAAUAUUAAUAACGAUACUUCAACCAGUCAGAGCAGUUCGGCUGAGAAGAGAAGAUCUAAUUAUGCAGGAAAUGAUAAUAAAACUACAAUACAACAGCAGCAACAACAGGUACAGCCACAACAGGAACCUAAACAAAAAAGCAGAACUUUUGAAAAUACAAAAUAUUCAUCGAAAAAUAAUACGAAAAUGGAAAUUACAGCUUCUGCUUCUUCCUCUAUAAACGGUAGCCAAAGGCAGAAAACUUCAAUGGACAAUAAUACAAAGAAAAUAAAAUCGGCCCUUAAACAAACCAAUGAAACCUCAAAAUCCAAUACCAACAACAUUAAUCCAAAUCAUCAUCCCAAUAAAACACAACCAAAAACUAAUGACAAUAAAACACCACCCAAGACAAUGAACAAUAACAAUAAUGACUCUGUAACAAAUACGGCAAAUGGCAGCACACAACGCAAAAAAUCCUCAACGUCAACGACAACAAGAAAAACAACUGCAUCUGUUGGUUCCUCAAGCGCAACCCCUAAUGCAACCCAAAUUAUUGUUUCUAGUCCCUCCGAAUGGAGUUGUAGUUUUUGUACCUUCCUUAAUCCCAAUACAAAGCGUAUUUGUGAAAUGUGCUGUCGCUCUAAAGACUUUAAUUUGGAUUCAUCCACAACUUCUACUGCUGCCGGAGGAGCAGGCACUAGUGUGGCUCACAAUACCCCAACAUGUGCUUAAAAUUGCAUGAGCUAAAGAAAACCUAAAGAAAUUAUUUCAUAAAAACGUACCUGCAUUGGAUGAUUUUCUCUUUUUUUAAGUUUGUUCUGUGGAAAAAAUAAAAUAUUAAGGUUUCCUUAUUCACACUCUUUCACUUCUCAUCAUUAUACAUAUAAUAAUCAAUCUACUUACUACCUUUAUUUUUAAAUAAUUUUUGUUUUGUUUUUUAUUAUUAUUAACUACAAAAGAUCUUAAAGAUCCCAGACUUAGCUAUAUUAUAUCCUAAAAUAAACAAAAAAAUAAAACAUGAAUUUUUUUCAACAAUAUGAAAACAAAAUGGACUGAAGAAUUUAAAACAUGUUAGUUGUACGUGUAUGUUAGUCAAAUUGUAAACAUUUAUUUGUGGCAAUCGUCUUUCUAAUACAACCUAAAUAAUACAUCAAAUUUGAUAAAUAAUUAUAAAAUGCAAAAUAUACUAUAAUCUUACUUGCAUACUUGCAAUUAUGUAUGUAAUACAUAAUACGCUUUAUAAUUACAAAAAAAACAAAAGAAUACUUAAAAUGAAAUAAAACAAUAUUUAAUCACAA
Lucilia cuprina (Australian sheep blowfly) is the source of this 3973-nucleotide messenger RNA. It is a transcript of the gene tamo, whose product is annotated as protein tamozhennic. The record is from RefSeq and is a predicted model, not a curated record. NCBI's taxonomy places the organism in Eukaryota, Metazoa, Arthropoda, Insecta, Diptera, Calliphoridae. The coding region runs from base 528 to 3407 and encodes 959 amino acids. The transcript is spliced from 5 exons. Gene Ontology annotation, cellular component: cytoplasm.